CGGGGAGGGGCUGAGGGCGGGGACAGCGGCCGUGGAGGGGCCCGGCUUGUCCCCUGUGUGGGGGCGGCCGCGGCGGGGUCUGCGGGCGGCAGGGGCUGCUGGGUGGAGGACGGGCGGGAGGAGCAGGGGCGGGCAGGCAGAGCAGCCCGGGGGGACCACACGGGCGCCCCUGCCCCGCCCAGGAGGGGGCUCAGAGGCGGCUGCGGCUCCCCACCCCGCAGAUCAUUCUCAACUCCAUGCACCGCUACCAGCCGCGUUUCCACGUGGUGUUCGUGGACCGGCGCAGGGACAGCGCGCGCUACGCCCAGGAGAACUUCAAGUCCUUCGUGUUCACGGAGACGCAGUUCACGGCCGUGACGGCCUACCAGAACCACCGGGUGGGUGGGCCGGGGCCGUUCCUCGGGUGCAGACCCAGGCCCGGGGCGGAGGGGCGGCCCCUGACGGCUGCGCCCCCGCAGAUCACCCAGCUGAAGAUCGCCAGCAACCCUUUCGCCAAGGGCUUCAGAGACAGCGACGCCGACGCCUGGCCCGUGGCCCCCCGGCCCCUGCUCAGUGUCCCGGGCCCGAGCCGCGGCAGCCUCAGGCCCAGCCUGCUGAGGGACCCUGCGCAGCGGGAGAAGGGCCCCAACAAAGACUCAGCCUCCGCCUUUGGGACCUCAGCCCGGCUCCACCCGCAGCUGCUGCCCUCCCCUGAGGCCCCGCUGGCCCCGGCCACCCACAGGCCUCUCGCCUACCAGGAACUGUACCCCGGAGCCCCAGGCCGACUCAAGAUCUCGGGAGCCCGCCCAGCGCCGUACCCCCUCCCCAGCAUCCCGGCCGACAGGGCUGGGGGAGGCCUGCCCCUCCCAGCGGGGCUGGGGCUCCUGUCCCCCACCGCCCUGUGCCUGGGGCCCGGCCAGGGCGCCCAGUGAUGCGCACCCCCUGGAAGUCCUCCCGCCCACCUCCCCGCGGGCUGCUCCUCUCCCAAGGACAGCGGGCAGGGAGAGCCCAGCGACCGAGCCGAAGCCGUGCGGGCUCCCGCCUCGGGGCGACUCCCCUUCCCAGCUUCUGCCCCCAGCAUUAAACCAUUUGGCACGGUG
Oryctolagus cuniculus (rabbit) is the source of this 1079-nucleotide messenger RNA. The record is from RefSeq and is a predicted model, not a curated record. Lineage: Eukaryota; Metazoa; Chordata; Mammalia; Lagomorpha; Leporidae.